This is a messenger RNA of Dermacentor albipictus, 1733 nucleotides long. Lineage: Eukaryota; Metazoa; Arthropoda; Arachnida; Ixodida; Ixodidae. The record is from RefSeq and is a predicted model, not a curated record.
CGAAAGCGAGUUCCUCGGGUAAGUUUGCGGCGCCUUUUGUGCAAUGGUCGGAAAAGCUGCCGAACCUGCGCAACAGCCGGACGGCUGCCCCCGUUCGUUCAAUCCGUAAGUCUGUGUCCCCGCACACGUGAGCAGCUGUGAGCAGCUUCCCAGUACGUGGUCAAGGUGUCAAGCGCAACCGAAACUGAACGACAGCUACAUCAAAGAACAUGGCAUCCGUAUGCUGCCCGAGUACGCGGACCCCUAUCACAACAGACCCAUCACGGCCGGUGAAGUCGGGUGUUUUAUGAGCCACUACAACAUCUGGAAAGACAUGAUCGAGAAUCAGCACCGCAUCGCCCUUAUCUUCGAGGAUGACAUCCGGUUCGAGCCCUAUUUUCGGACAAAAAUUGGGGAGCUUCUGGCUGAAGUUCGCCACCUGGACUGGGAUCUCAUAUACCUGGGCCGCAAGCGCCUCUCGGGCUCCAAGGAACCUCUGGUGACGGGCUCCUCCCGGCUUGUCCACGUGGACUACUCCUACUGGACCCUAUGCUACGCACUGACGCUAUCUGGCGCCCGCAAGCUCGUUGACGCCAACCCAUUGCCCCGGAUGGUGCCCGUCGACGAGUAUCUGCCUAUCAUGUUCGACAAGCAUCCCGAGAAAUCUUGGGCUGCCCACUUCCCUCGGCGUGACCUCAAGGCCUUCUCCGUGCACCCUCUGUUUGUGCACCCAACGCACUACACUGGCGAGGAUCACUACAUCAGCGACACCGAGGACUCGGUGGUGGUGGACGCGCUAAACGCUACCGGCUCCGAUCAUGGUGCGGACAGCGUUCUGCCGCCUGCCGACGUAGCCAGCGAGCCACAAGCUACGAGGGAUGAGCUCUGAGGACGCGCGCCCGCGCUUUUGAUUGCCGUCAAGGCGAUACCUAACCAUGGUCCACGUGUGCAUGUGACAGGGAUUCACACCUAAGGGGCAUUAAUUGCUUCACCGUUACCGCUCCACCGUUACCGUUACACGUCAAGCUUGAUGCCAGCUCUGCGCGCGCGCUGAAGCUGCACCGUGUUGUGCGUCGGCAUCUGGCCGGGACGGUAAUCGUUGCGAUAGAGCGGUACCGAUGUUGCCAAAGCACUAUGUUAAGACGAUGUCAUCUGUGUGGCCGCUGUGGCAGCCUCCCUCGAUACGCAAACGCGGCCGGAUUUACUCGUAACAAUUGCCUGGAACUGAGCGAAGUGUUACUGUGGGCUGGUUGUAUACUUGUAAUGCUUUUAUACUAGGGCGACGAGUUGGAAAGCUUGCUUGCGAAGGGGUCUCUCUGCCAAAUUGGGAAAGCAUAAGAUAGUUUGUUUUAAAAGACGCAGUAUAUUACUAAGAGGUGCGUGGAACUUAAAGCCAGGAAACUUCGCCAGCGUCAAAAUAUCGUAUUCCGACGAGAACAGUGGCACAUUCGCUCUUGGCUAAUAAGAAAGACAAUCACUUCUAUUGAAACUUAAUAGUACACAGUGACGGCAUGCGAUACAGAUAGUAAAAUAUUAUAUACUUGCUCUCUCCGAAAAAAGAAAUUGCUUUGUUUAAAUGAAUACCGCUACCGGUCAGUUGAUAACGAAGCACAUCAGCAUAGCCCCUGAACGCUUUGCUGUACUGUAAUUUCUUCCAGCUGAUUUAGUUUUUAUUGAGAUAACAAUUAUAUGUACUCUCCAAGCGAAUUUCAGCCGUCGUCGUAGACGUCAGGUUCCGUAUACAGGGUGUCACA